AUGCAACGAACCCCAAAACCUUGCGAUACGUUACCGCAAAUUCAACAUCUGGCUCUUGUAGAUGCUGCCGUCAACGCUGCUGGUAACGGCGCUAGAUCUUGCCAAUACAACGAGGCAUUUCUUAUGAUAAUGGAUAAUGGCGUAGAGGUUCUAGCAAAAAUUCCAAAUCCGAACGCCGGUCCAGCAUUCUAUACCACUGCCUCUGAGGUCGCUACGCGGCAUUUUAUUUGGAAAGGAAAGGUCUGGGAAGGCGAAAGAGCUACGAUGGAUUUAGAUCGAGGUCUACGGAGCACUCCUCUGUCCUACAUGGUAGCCACAGGAAGUAACGAGAUACAAUGGGCGAAGGCGUACGCAGAGCCUCUGAUUAACAAUUACAGAUCUAUUGAAACGCCCGACUCUCCAAAUGACUACAUUUCACUAUUGAAUCGAUACCUUCAACUCGCGCCCCAUCUAUCGCCCGGUCCAUUCCGAACAUUGCUCUCGCAUCCAGACAUAGAGAAAAUAACUUGCAUCAUUGACUGGCAGUCGGUCUCGGUAUCUGAGCCUUUCUUUCAGCACAGUAUCCCGCGUAUGCUUCUUCCGGUCCGACCUCACUUCUCGAGUGAACAGUUGGAGGCUGCGUCAGAAGAGUCCAAUGAAAAGGAAGACUCAAAUGGGACUACGGAUCUAGUCAGCUAUUAUCAAAACCUUACUACUCGAUGGAAGGAAAUCGCAACAGCGGUGAUGCCUUGUCCCAUACAAUUUACGGAGCACAAACUAGAGCUUCACAACGAUGAAUUGGAGCUUCUGGAAGGUCUUGGGGAGGUCCUACACCAACUUCGUAAUGAUAACCUAAUCCCACCGGGCGGUAUGGUUCUUCGAGAAAGUUUCGAGCAGGCUUUGUGUAUCAACAAUAAUGUUAGGGAGAUGUUUGUCGAUAUGGUUGAAUCCGAGUCGCAGAAGGUUCUCUACUCACAAAUAUGGCCCUAUCAAGACUGA
Molecule: messenger RNA, 978 nt
Organism: Venustampulla echinocandica
Lineage: Eukaryota; Fungi; Ascomycota; Leotiomycetes; Helotiales; Pleuroascaceae
Exons: 5
Coding region: 1-978 (325 amino acids)
Cellular component (GO): mitochondrion
Source: RefSeq, a predicted model, not a curated record